GCUCCCUAUCAGACACCAUCACUUGUAUGGAGGGUAAUGCUGUGAAAAACACUGUCAAAAUAUUCAUGACAGGAGGACACAUCGUGCUGUUCGUCUCGUGAAAACGGAAAUUGCCCCUGACGCUGCGUCGUCCGAAUUUCCUUGGGGGGGGGGGCUUACUAUGCACCAACUACCUCUUCUCUCGCCACAGUUCAGAGUUGACUCGGGCAGCCACGGGAUGGGAAGCACGGGCCGGUCACCUCAGGGUGGUGCGAUGCAGCUUCCUGUGCUGACCCAGCCAGGCCUCGGGAUGACCACUACGACGGUGACUACCAUCACUCAAACAGGCGGCGACUGGAGCACGGGCCUCUUUGACGUGUGCGCCGACAACAGCACCUGUGUGAUGGGUGCCUUGCUGCCCUGCUGUCUGGAGCUGAGUUUGGCUCAUCAGUUUGGUGAGUGCCUUUGGCUUCCUCUGCUCCCGGGCUCCACCUUUGCCAUGCGGGUCGGCAUCAGAGAACGUUUCAAGAUCAGGGGCAGCAUCUGUGAGGACUGGACUACAGUGUUGUUCUGCUACCCUCUGGCUGUGUGUCAAAUGGUCCGAGAGAUGAAGAGGAGGAUGAGGAGGCAGAUGUACACUGUUUCUACUGCACUUGAGUGUUCCUGAAAGCAACUGUGCAUGCCUGUAUGUUUAGGUGUGUUGGGCAGUUCUUAAAAACUGAGAGGCUAGUCUUGGCUGUGGGUAUAUUUGUAUACUGUAUUUACGGCUGUAUAAAGAGACCUGCCCGUACUUCUUAGUUAAAGAUGGAUGUCUCUGGUAUUUCAAAUGGAUGGAUAGGUGGGUGAAUGUGGGGAUGGGGGUUUGUUUAUAUAAAAAUAUAUAUAUAUAUAUAUAAAAAUAAAAGCUCUCCCAGGGUGCAUGUUUGGUCAGGUUAUUUGAUUGCCUUUUUUCUUUCUUGUUUUGUCAAGUUCAAUUUUGGAAGUUUUCUUUCUUAAUACAAAACUUCACAGGUUAGUGACACAGUGGAAAAUCAGUUUGUUCAAUCAGUCCAUUUGUGUAACAUUAUUCAUUACUGUUUGUGUGUUAUGAGUCAAUAUGUGCACUGAAUUCUUUGCCAUCAGAUUAAUUUUACUGUAGCCCUGUACAUUUCAACAGUAUUCACUAUACAUUAAAGACUGCUUGAGUCCAGUAAAUGUCUAAAGUGGAGAGAUCUUUUAAAAAUA
This is a messenger RNA of Electrophorus electricus (electric eel), 1203 nucleotides long. RefSeq names its product PLAC8 like 1 (gene plac8l1). NCBI's taxonomy places the organism in Eukaryota, Metazoa, Chordata, Actinopteri, Gymnotiformes, Gymnotidae. The record is from RefSeq and is a predicted model, not a curated record.